AUGGUUUUGCUUUUUGUGCUCUUUGUGCUUGGUGCAUUGUACUACUUUUAUUAUUUCGGCUUUUUCAAUCGCACGAGAUCAGCUCUAAUUAAUAGGAUACCAGGGCCAAAGGGCCUACCGGUUAUUGGUAAUCUUUUGUUGGGAUUAACACCGGCAGACAAAAUAUGGGAUGUGCUGAAUAACGAGACUAUUAAAUACUGGCCAACCGCUAAAUUGAAGCUCGGUUCCUACGCUUUGGUCGGAAUUAGCGAUGUUGAUGACGUUGAGACCGUGCUGUCGAGCCAGAAACACAUUGAAAAAGGAUCUUCUUACGAAAAAUUGCACGGCUGGCUGGAAACUGGACUUUUGACCGCCACGGGGGAUAAAUGGCGUCAGCGUCGCAGAAUAUUAACGCCGGCUUUUCACUUUAACAUACUAAAAAAGUACAAUGAAAUUACCAAUGAAAAUAGCGAAAAGUUCGUGCAGGCACUCAAACAGGAGGGCGAUGAAACUAUUCAAACAUUGAGCCCGCUUUGCUCCAAGUACACAUUGAACAUCAUUUGCGAAUCGGCAAUGGGAGUGAGUCUUGAGGACGUUAAAGACGAAGGUGCCCUGAAAUACAAGAAAGCCGUUCAUACAAUGGGUAAUAUUGUUGUGUACAGAAUAUUGAGGCCAUACAUCACAGACCGGGUAAUGAAAUGUAUGUGGUGGCUGCAAAGCCUGCAAGAUCGAACUUUAGCCACGCUCCACCAAUUUUCGAACAAGGUUCUGAGAGAGAGGAAAGAGUAUCAUAAAAAUACGCAGUAUAAGUUCUUGAAGACUCUGAACGAGGACGUCGAUGUAGACCGUGACGAGGUUUAUAGCGGGAAAAAGAAAAGAUUGGCUAUGCUGGAUUUGUUGUUGUCGGCUCAAAUGGAUAAUUUGAUAGAUGAUCGAGGCAUUCAGGAAGAAGUAGACACAUUUAUGUUCGAAGGUCACGAUACGACAGGCAUGGCGAUGACUUAUGCCAUAUUAUUAUUGGCAGAGAACGAAGACGCACAGGAAAGAGCAAGAGAAGAGGUGACGGCUGUAUUAGAUAAGUCAAAUGGCAAUCUUGGAGCUGCCGAGCUUCAAGAGCUGACUUACCUCGAACGUUGCAUUAAGGAAUCAAUGCGCCUUUUUCCACCAGUAUCGAUCAUGUCACGAUACUUGAGGGAAGAUUUGCAAUUGAAAGAAUACCUGAUACCUGCCGAAACCGAAGUCUUUUUCCAGCUCUAUCGAAUUCACAGGGAUCCAAAUUUGUGGCCGGAACCUUCGAAAUUCGAUCCCGACAGAUUUCUUCCCGAGCUUAUUUCCACCCGACAUCCGUAUUCUUACAUACCUUUCAGCGCCGGUCCUCGUAAUUGCAUAGGACAAAAAUUCGCGCUCAUGGAACUAAAAUCGCUAAUAGGCCGAUUAUUGUACAAUUUUAAAUUGGAGCCAAUCGAUCGAACAGCAGAUUUGAAAUUGGGUUUAGACAUAAUUUUGCGUCCGAUGCACCCUGUGAGGACCAAGUUUAUUAGAAUAAGAUAA
This is a messenger RNA of Trichogramma pretiosum, 1530 nucleotides long. Its product is annotated as cytochrome P450 4C1-like. The transcript is spliced from 11 exons. The coding region runs from base 1 to 1530 and encodes 509 amino acids. Gene Ontology annotation, molecular function: oxidoreductase activity, acting on paired donors, with incorporation or reduction of molecular oxygen; heme binding; monooxygenase activity. The record is from RefSeq and is a predicted model, not a curated record. Lineage: Eukaryota; Metazoa; Arthropoda; Insecta; Hymenoptera; Trichogrammatidae.